UGGAAACAGUCGUCGAGAAAGGUGGUAAACGCGUCAGGAAAACCAAAACUGUGGUCAAGGAUGAGGUAAUUGCUACCGACGAAGUAACCGAGGAGGACAAACCUACUAUUGAGGAAGUCGAGGAUACUCCGGUUGAAGAAGUUCCAACUGAUCAGCAAAGAAAACCUUCAGUACCAUGGCGAGAAGAGACUGUUACUCUUAAAAAAACUAAAACUGAGAAGAAGCCGAUUUCCAAAGAGUCCGUUGAAGAGGUGUUACUUAAGCCAUUUAAGAAACCGAAAGUAGAUGAUACUCCGGUUAUUGAAGAAUUAGCAGACGUCCCUGCUUUUGACGACCAACCUGUUAUUAAAAUUCGAUUUAUGAAGCACGGUGAUUUGUUGAAGGAAGAUCGUCUUAAAAAGCCUGAUGCAAUUGUUUGUGCUCAAAAAGUAAUACCAGGUCCUAAAGAAAAGAAGACGAUUAAGAAGAAACAUGUUCAAUUGAAUGAAGAUAUGAACCAAGAAAAGGAAUUUUCUCCUGACGAUGAAGUUAGUGCUCUGAACGAUGAAGAGGUUAUUGCACUUUCUCCAAAAGUAUUGGACUCUAAGGAAAUUAAGGGAAUAAUGAAACCAAGAGAUGAUAGUUUGGCAGAUUUUGAUGUCAUUCUUAAAGGUGAGGAGUUACCACAAGAUGGCUUAGCAAAGCCUAAAAAUUUAACGGAACAGAAAGUUCCCGUGAAACUUCUUAAUGAGAAAUUAGAACUUCCCUGGAGAAAAGGUCGUAAAGAUAUCGAUAGUGACGUUAUUGAUACUGACUUUAUUGAGAACUCUGAAAGUCCUGUUCUUAAGAAAGAACAGAAUUCUGAAAGUCCUGUUCUUAAAAAAGAACAAUUGAAGGUUGUUGAACAGAAACCACAACAACCAAAGUCGUUGGAUGUAAAUAAACCGUUAUUUGCUACCAUUCAACUUAAAAAAGCAUCACCUAAAAAAAAUAAAGAAAUUGAGCCUUUGGCUGUCCCUAAAGUUCUUCUGAAGUCUCAUUUAUAUAGAAUCGAUUUUAAUACUAACGAGCAUUUCCCAACUAUUUCGUUGUUAGAACCAAUUUACGUUGACAAUGGAGUUCUGUCUAGGAAUUACGCUGAAGCUAUGAAAAUAAAGAAAACUAAACCCAAGAAAUUUGUACUCCCUGAACUUGAACCUGUUGUUCUUGAGAAGUAUGAACCAACUGAUUUUCAUCAUGACAAAAAGGAAGCACCUGAGAGAAAACCAUCUUUAACGAAACAAUCAGUUGAUAAAAAGAUUCCAGAUGAAGAAACCCCAAAGAAGUUAAUAAUUGGAAAAGGAAAAAUACCUACUCAGAAUGAUGAUCAAGAGAAAGUUGUAUUAAAAAAAGUACCCAAAAAACCAGCAGAUGACGAAGUGGAAAUGCCGAAGACGAUUGAGAAACCUAAAUUUAAACCUGAACCAGAUUCAAAACCAUCUGAAGACACAGAUUUUACAUUAGAACCAUUCAAACCGAUAGCAGUGGGUGAGAGUGCUGAAGAGUCUGAGCCGACGCCGGUCGAUAGUGCAAGUUUACCUAAUGUAGAAUUACCAAUUAAAAAACCGAAAUAUAUCAGAAAAAAAUCAAAGAAAGAAGAAGAGCCUAUUCCUGAUAAAAAAAUAUUACCUGGAACACCAAGGCCUGUCCCAACGGAUGAAGAAAAAGAUAUUAAUCUCAAGUAUAAACAAGGGAUACCAGAACCCGAUGUUCCAUCAGAAAUAAAAUUAAGACCUUUUGUACUUGAAAAACCAAUCGAUGUAAAGGAACCUGAAGACCUUAAUUUAGGGAAGCCUGAUAUAUUUGAUUAUCCUAGAGGAGAAGACGAACUGAAGCCGAAAGACUUUAAGUAUAAACCUGAGAAAAAAGUGAAUAAGAAAAAACCUAGGAAAACUGAUGAUAUGCAAAUUCCAACUGGUGACAAUGAUGAUAGUAAAAUUGAACCAUUUUCUAUUGUUAAAGAAAGUCCUGUACUUGAAGAAAUGGUUUCUAUUGAUGUAAAGCCCAUUAAAGUUGUCGAAGUUGCGUUAGACAACAAUAAGCCAUUGUUAGCCACUAUCAAACUUAAGAAAGCACCUAUUAAGUCGAAGAUUGAUGAUGACCAUGUAAAAAUCCCUAAAGUUCUAUUGAAGUCGCAUAUUAAUAAUAUUGAAUAUAAUACACAUGAAUAUUUUCCUACUAUUUCACUUUUAGAACCUAUUUAUGUAGACAAUGGAGUUCUGUCUAGGAAUUACGCUGAAGCUAUGAAAAUAAAGAAAACUAAACCCAAGAAAUUUGUACUCCCUGAACUUGAACCUGUUGUUCUUGAGAAGUAUGAACCAACUGAUUUUCAUCAUGACAAAAAGGAAGCACCUGAGAGAAAACCAUCUUUAACGAAACAAUCAGUUGAUAAAAAGAUUCCAGAUGAAGAAACCCCAAAGAAGUUAAUAAUUGGAAAAGGAAAAAUACCUACUCAGAAUGAUGAUCAAGAGAAAGUUGUAUUAAAAAAAGUACCCAAAAAACCAGCAGAUGACGAAGUGGAAAUGCCGAAGACGAUUGAGAAACCUAAAUUUAAACCUGAACCAGAUUCAAAACCAUCUGAAGACACAGAUUUUACAUUAGAACCAUUCAAACCGAUAGCAGUGGGUGAGAGUGCUGAAGAGUCUGAGCCGACGCCGGUCGAUAGUGCAAGUUUACCUAAUGUAGAAUUACCAAUUAAAAAACCGAAAUAUAUCAGAAAAAAAUCAAAGAAAGAAGAAGAGCCUAUUCCUGAUAAAAAAAUAUUACCUGGAACACCAAGGCCUGUCCCAACGGAUGAAGAAAAAGAUAUUAAUCUCAAGUAUAAACAAGGAAUACCAGAACCAGAAUUACCCGAUAAAAUAAAAUUAAAACCAAUUCCCAUAAAAAAACCUUUAGAUAAUAACGACACUGAUGAUGAUGAAUUAGGAAAGCCUAAGCCUUUUGUUAGCGAUUUACCUGUUAUUGACAUACACUCCAAGUCCAAAAAAUUACCUUCCCCAAAAUCUCUAAGCGUUGAUAGCCCUUUGCAGGAUCUUGAAAUCGUAAGUAUAAAAAGAAGUGAAGAGAGCCCUGAAAAGAAAGCAAUAGAGAGUGAAAUUAUAGCACCCUAUUUCAUUGAAAAAGUACAACCAUUAGUAGCGGAACAUGAAAAGCCUACUGCUUUUACGUGCUCUGUGGGGGGAAUCCCUACACCUGAAGUUAAAUGGUACCGGGAUGACCGUGAACUACGAACAACUGAUGUUUACGAAAUAAUUGUAUACGAGAAUACAUCUACAUUGAGGAUUUCUAAGCCUACAGAGGAACAGGCGGGCGUUUAUGUUUGCCAAGCUACAAACGCAGCUGGAAUUUCAACUUGUACUGCACUUCUAGUGGUGUUAGGUAGAAUUUCUGAGUAUUCUGAAGAAAUUGGUGAAGCUCCGACUUUUGUCGAACCUAUUAAACCUAGAAAAGUCAGAGGAAAAAAAUCAAUCGAAUUGAGAUGUAUUGUGAAAGGAAUUCCUAUACCUGAAAUUAUUUGGUGUCGUGAAAAUGAAGAAAUAAUUUCGGACGAUGACGAGUAUAGUACUACUUUUGAUUCUAAAACUGGUGAAGCCAUUUUAACAUUGGUAAAGCCUAUGGACGUUGACCGAUCAACGUAUCUAGCUAGAGCGGUGAAUAUUCACGGAAAAUCUGAAUGCAUGGCACAUAUUACAUUUGAGAAUGAAGAAUACGGAGAAGCGCCCAAGUUUGUGGAACGAUUGAAACCGAAAGUUGUGAAAGCCAACGAAACAACUGAACUCACCUGCUUAGUCAAAGGUGUUCCAUCGCCAUCAGUUGUAUGGUGUCGUGAUGAUGAAGAAAUUAUACCAGAUGAAAGUCAUAUGCUAAUUUACAUCCCUGAAACAGGGGUGUCCAAACUUAUAAUAGUGCAUCCUGAUGAUAUUGAUGAGUCAACGUACACAGUGAACGCAAUAAAUAAAUUUGGAAGAGCUGAGUGUCGAGCGAAUUUGAUAGUUCAAAAAGAUGAACUUGGAGAGGCACCGACAUUCGUACAACCAGUAAAACCAAAAAUCGCCAAAUCAAACGAAAUAACUGAACUUAAAUGUACCGUAAGAGGAACACCGAAUCCGUUAGUAAUUUGGUGUCGUGGCAACGAUGAAAUCAUUCCUGACGAAUGUCACUUGGUCACAUACCACCAGGAAACUGGAGAAUCAAUCUUAACGAUUUUAAACCCGACUGAAAUUGAUGAAACUAUUUAUACCGUGAACGCUGUAAAUAAAUACGGCCAAGCACAAUGUCGGGCGAAUCUAAUUAUUCAAAAAGAUGAAUCGGGUGAAGCACCAAUAUUUGUAGAACCCAUAAAACCGAAAAUCGCUAAAGCUAACGAGUCCACCGAGUUAAAUUGUUUGGUUAGAGGAAUACCUACACCUAAUAUCGUUUGGUUUAGAGGAGAUGUGGAAAUAAUUCCAGACACUACUCAUUCAAUAACAUUUAUACCAGAGACGGGUGAAUCGAAACUAAUUAUUUCAAAGGCCACAGAAGUUGAUCAGAACACAUACACAGUGAAGGCAACCAACAAAUAUGGCCGAGCUCAGUGCCGGGCAAAUGUAAUUAUACAAGAAGAUGUUUUUGGUGUAGCCCCAACCUUUGUUGAGCCUAUAAAGCCCGUACUGGCAAAACCAGACCAAACAACUGUUUUACGGUGUUUGGUGACUGGGAAUCCGAUGCCAACUGUUGUUUGGUGUCGUGGAAAGGACGAAAUUGUCCCUGACGACAUGCAUUCAAUUCAGUUUAUUCCAGAAACUGGAGAAUCCAAAUUAACCAUUGAAAAACCGACAAUAGUUGAUGAAGCUCAUUAUUCGGUAGAAGCAAUAAACAAAUUUGGAAGAGCUAGGUGCCGAGCUAAUUUAGUUUUAGAAAAAUAUGACAUUGGAAUUGCUCCAGCGUUUGUCGUUCCGAUCAAACCUAAAGCUGUCAAGCCAACCGAAACUGUAGAACUGCGUUGCGUAGUUACGGGGACACCAAUGCCAACCAUCGUAUGGUGUCGCGGAGACGAACAAAUCGUGCCAGACGACAGUCAUGUCGUAUCCCAUACACCGGAGACUGGCGAAUCGAAGCUCACGAUCUCUAACGCCACGGAACUGGACGUAAACGAUUACACCGUGAAAGCAGUUAACGACUUUGGAUUGGCACAAUGCAAAGCCAAUCUGAUUAUAGACGAAGUCGUUGAAGAAACAACCAAACCUUUAGAGGAGGCGCCAUCUAUAAUAAAACCUUUGCAGCCUGUUAUAGCCAAAAAAGAUACGUGCGUGACGUUAGACGUGCAUUUCAGAGGAACUCCUGAGUUAAAAGUCCGGUGGUUCCACAACGGUAAAGACAUAACCGAUAAGAAAACGUUCGUACGCACUUUAACUAUAACGGAGACUACGACCGUGAUAAUUAUAAAGAAGAUCACCAAGAAGACCACUGGACGUUAUGAAGUUGUGGUCACUAAUAGUCGCGGGGAAGCGAAGACGUCCACUACAGUUUUGAUCGAAGACGAAGAUGAUGUGGAGGAAACGAUCGAGCCAGAUAAGGUAGCGGUUGGAAAAGCACCGUAUUUCGAAACAGAAUUGCAAACCGAAACAAUAUGGGAGGAGGAGGAGGAAGAAGAGGAAACCACUAUACGCCUCGUCGUAAGAGUAAAGGGCACUCCAAAGCCCAAGACCCAUUGGUACGAGAACGGCAUAGAAAUAACGCCCAGCGAAGAGUUCGAAAUUGAAGAACAGGACGAGGGCGUAUCUGUGUUGACGGUCAAGAAAAGGCCAACCGAGAGCGCUCGAGAAAUAACAUGCGAGGCCACGAACGAGUACGGAACGGCCUCAACUAGGACUUUAAUAAUCCCAGGUAUCAAAGGGACGAAAGCCUACAGGAAACCUUCAUGGGUGACCCAGAUGGAAGAGUUGCGGGAACAAUUACAAGGUAAAUGCACCGCUGAUAGUUUAGACGCUUGUUGUGUGUACAGUCCCGAAACCCGGCCCGAUGAAAACUACGGAGACGAUACGGUUGUCCGAUAUGGUACGUACUUUGCCGAUUACGACGUCAACAGCGCGUUCUAUUUGAGCCCCAUACAAGAGCACAGCGAACCCACUUCUUCGGAUGGUGGCUCGGAUCGGGUUCGGUCCCUGUCCUGCCAGGAGGUGUCGUCCUCUUCAGCAGCGGCGGAUACAGAGGACCCGACCGGCCGCAGCCAGACUUAUCCGAGGACGCAUGCUGACGAGUCAGUGGCCACGUAUAAUCGCCGCAAGUACACUGGCCACCCGCUGGAGCCCCGUGAAAUUGACCCGGAAAUGUUCUUCCAGCUGCAUACGGCUGAUAGUCAAGAUGAGCUCCAAGAGUUCUUGUUGCUGGAGAGCCAGUGCAUGUCCACUGACGGUGGGCUACACGCAGCGUUUGUUGACGAAAAACCGAGAAAAUAA
Molecule: messenger RNA, 6455 nt
Organism: Myzus persicae (green peach aphid)
Lineage: Eukaryota; Metazoa; Arthropoda; Insecta; Hemiptera; Aphididae
Product: titin-like
Exons: 10
Source: RefSeq, a predicted model, not a curated record